AUGCACCCGUUUGUGACAUGCAAACUAUCCUUUGCUUGUCGCGGGGCACAUGCAUAUACUGCGUGUGUGUUGGAGUCUGGAGGAGGGAGGAGCGGGUCUGAGGCGGGCCUGCAAGCAGUGUACCAGUGUGCGCUCUCUGGUGAAGGUUCCCAGCUGUUCCUGGAGGCCGGCAGACGGCAGCACCAGCUGGCACCGGCGCUCUUACAAGUUCCUGUCGUCGCUAUUGAUGAUGUGGUGGUGGUGGAGAAGAAGGCGGACCUGGACACCUUCUCGGAGCUGCUGUGUCGUCACCUGCAGCACCGCAUCCUCACGCCACAAGCCCGUGUCUUCUGUCGCCAGGUCACCGCUCGGCCUCCAGCCUCCUCGGCCCUUACUGUUGGUUGAGUCGCCGGUGAUGCUCGACCUCAGAUGGCUCCUCAUCCAGCUGGUCGUCUUCCGGUAGCCUGCGAUAUGAUCUAUGAUCUGCUUGUGUUGGUAGUUGCCAACUACUUUGCGCCGCUUGGUAUAAAUUUGAUAGUUGUGGCGUGGGUUGUUAAGCCCCACAUGUAUGGUCUUGCAUUUGUCGAUAUUAAAAAGCAUUUGUCAGUCUUCUGGCCAUUUGUGGAGUUCAUGUAGAUCUCUUUGUAAGACGUCAAUACCGUUAUCAUUUCCAACUUUACCAUAAAUCUUUGUGUCACCUGCAAAUUUGAUGAUGUGGUUUGUAAUAUUCCCGUCUAUGUCAUUGAGGUAUAUGACAAAAAGGGUAGGUCCCAAAAUGGAGCUUG
Molecule: messenger RNA, 764 nt
Organism: Procambarus clarkii (red swamp crayfish)
Lineage: Eukaryota; Metazoa; Arthropoda; Malacostraca; Decapoda; Cambaridae
Source: RefSeq, a predicted model, not a curated record